Messenger RNA from Capsella rubella, 2058 nucleotides. RefSeq names its product COBRA-like protein 9. Gene Ontology annotation, cellular component: membrane. The transcript has 2 exons. Bases 1 to 1983 code for a protein of 660 amino acids. NCBI's taxonomy places the organism in Eukaryota, Viridiplantae, Streptophyta, Magnoliopsida, Brassicales, Brassicaceae. The record is from RefSeq and is a predicted model, not a curated record. Gene Ontology annotation, biological process: cellulose microfibril organization.
AUGGGACUACUCCUUCCGAAUUUACUCGGAGUGUUACUCUUAUUAACCCUUACUCCACCGUCUAUGUCUCAGCUCCCUCCAACAAUAAUGGCUCCAGCCCCUGCGCCAACUCCACCAUCAGAUCUUUGCAACGGAAUCUUUCUCUCUUACGCGUUCAUACUCGGCCGCAAGAUCCCUCCAAACGAUACAAGCGACCAGCCUUAUCGGUUUGAGUCAGUCCUCACGGUUCUUAACAAUGGCCGUGAAGAGCUCAAAGAAUGGAGAGUGUUCGUUGGAUUCCAACACAACGAGAUACUUAUCUCAGCCACCGAUGCGUUGAUCGUCAACGGAACUGAGCUUCCUGCUUUGGUAGGAAACGGCACCAUCUUUGGUGGCUAUCCUGUCUCUGACCUCAAAACGGCCAUUCAAACGGCCGGAGACUUGAAACAAAUGACGGCUGAGAUCGAGCUUGUCGGGACUCAGUUCAUGGUGGCUCCUCCAGCUAUUCCUUUGCCGUCCAACAUAUCGCUUGUUAAUGAUGGUUGGCUCUGUCCUGAGCCUACUCUUCAAAGCAAAAGAGAGAUAACGACGUGCUGCAAGAGAGACGCGAGCGUUAAAGUCAACACAACAAUCACCACCAAAUUCUUCCCACGACAGCCUGGAGACUUGACCAUAAUGUACGACGUGAUCCGAGCCUACGACCAGAACUACCUAACCGAAGUAACCAUGGAAAACCACAACCCACUAGGUCGGCUCGACCAUUGGGAGCUUAGUUUCGACUGGAUGCGAGACGAGUUCAUACAAAAAAUGCAAGGCGCAUAUCCAACGGUCGUGGACGCUACAAAAUGUAUCUUUGGUCCUCAGUCCCUAAUCUACACUGGUCUCGAUUUCGCUGACGUUCUCACCUGUGAGAGACGACCGGUCAUCGUUGACUUGCCUCCGACCAAAAAGGAUGAUCCUAUAUUAGGCAAGAUCCCUUCUUGCUGCAGGAACGGUACUAUCUUGCCACCUACCAUGGACCCUUCUAAAUCAGUAUCCGUCUUCACGAUGCAAGUUUCUAAAAUGCCUCCCGAUUUCAACCGUUCCGCACUAUUCCCACCGCAGAACUGGAGGAUCAAAGGGACCUUAAACCCGGACUACUCGUGCGGGCCACCCGUUCGGGUUAGCCCGACUUUUUAUCCGGAUCCGAGUGGUAUGCCCACCAAUAAAUCAUCUUUCGCAAGUUGGCAGGUCGUAUGCAACAUUACACAAGCCAAAACCGAGAUACCAAAAUGUUGUGUAUCCUUCUCUGCUUUCUUUAACGACUCGAUCAUUCCUUGUAACACAUGCGCUUGUGGUUGCGUUUCCGAAACGCGACGCACCUGUAACGCUGAGUCACCGUCACUUCUCAUCCCUCCAGAGGCUCUUCUCUUACCUUUCGAAAACAGAACCUCUCUUACGCUUGCUUGGAACGCACUCAAGCACAAAGCCGUCCCUAACCCGAUGCCGUGCGGGGAUAAUUGCGGCGUAUCGAUAAACUGGCACAUGGCCUCGGACUAUAGAGGUGGUUGGACCGUGAGGAUCACGAUUUUCAAUUGGGGAGAAAUCGAUUUUCCAAACUGGUUCCUCGCGGUACAGAUGAAGAAACCUGCGCUUCUAGGGUUUGAGAAAGCCUACUCGUUCAACGCAAGUCUCCUAAGCGUAGACGGAAGUGUCAACAACACCAUUUUCAUGGAAGGUCUUCCGGGUCUAGACUAUCUUGUGGCGGAGGCUGAUGAAAAAGAUCCAAAGAAGAAGAAACUUAGGGUUCCAGGUAAACAACAGUCGGUUAUACAGUUCAGCAAGAAACUCACGCCGGGGAUUAAUGUGGCGGAACGUGACGGGUUUCCGGCGAAAGUGAUAUUUAACGGCGAGGAAUGUUUGCUUCCAGAUAUACUUCCGAUGGCUAGUAGUGGCAGACGAAAUGAGUUUAUCACGGUUUUGUCUUUUAUAACGUUUUAUGUUGCCGUGUUUAUGAUUCGGUAAUAAGCUUUUUUUCUUUUACUAGGGUUUAUUAUACUUUGUUUUGUUUGAUUGAUUAAUUUGUUUUGUAAAAUUAAA